This is a messenger RNA of Talaromyces atroroseus, 789 nucleotides long. RefSeq lists its product as hypothetical. The transcript is spliced from 4 exons. Gene Ontology annotation, molecular function: oxidoreductase activity. NCBI's taxonomy places the organism in Eukaryota, Fungi, Ascomycota, Eurotiomycetes, Eurotiales, Trichocomaceae. The record is from RefSeq and is a predicted model, not a curated record. Bases 1 to 789 code for a protein of 262 amino acids.
AUGGAUGUCCAAAGCCUAUUCAAUGUCAAGGACAAAAUUGUCCUGGUCACGGGCGGAGCGAAGGGCAUUGGCAGGAUGAUCUCAGAAGGAUACGUAACGAACGGUGCUACGGUCUACAUCUCUUCUCGCGACUCCAAGGCAUGCGAAAAAGCGGUCAGUGAACUUAAUGCUCUAGGCAAGGGCAAGGCUCAUGCCAUUACCGCCGAUUUCUACAAAGAAGAAGACAUCAAGAAAUUGGUGGACGAGUUCGGAAAGCGAGAGAGCAAACUUCAUGUCCUGGUAAAUAACUCAGGGUCCAAUUGGGGAGCUCCGUACGAUGAAUAUCCUUCUGCAGCCUGGACCCGGGUGUUGACGCUCAAUCUUCACCGAGUCUUCGACCUAACCAAGCUCCUGACGCCGUUUCUCGAAAGGGGCGCCAGCGAAGAUGACCCGUCUCGCAUUAUAAAUAUAGGUUCAGUGGACGGACUUCGGGUUCCCUCCUUGGAGACAUUUGCGUACAGUGCAUCCAAGGCUGGGCUGCACCACCUAAGCCGCGUAUUGGCCAGCCAUUUGGGCGAAAGGAAUAUCACGUCGAACACCCUUGCAUGCGGUCCCUUUCGCAGUAAAAUGAUGGCCGCCACUCUGCGUGAGAUGGAAGAUGCGAUUGUCGCUCACAUCCCCCUCAGUCGAAUCGGUAGACCGGAGGAUGUGGCAGGGGCGUGUCUUUUCCUAAGCAGCCGGGCCGGGUCGUAUGUGACUGGCGCCACGAUCACAGUGGACGGCGGUUCAGUAGUCAAUUCAAAACUGUAG